AUGGCGCGUGCAGAGGGCAGCAGGGCGUGCGAGGCGCACAGGGCAGCAGGGCAGCAGGGCGCACAGGGCUGCAGGGUAGCAGGGCGUGCGGGGCAAACAGGGCAGAAGGGCGCACAGGGCUGCAGGGCAGCAGGGCGCACAGGGCUGCAGGGCAGCAGGGCGCGCGGGGCGCGCAGGGCUGCAGUGCGCGCAGGGCGCGCAGGGCUGCAGUGCGCGCAGGGCGCGCAGGGCUGCAGUGCGCGCAGGGCGCGCAGGGCAGCAGGACAGCAGGGCACGCAGGGCUGCAGGGCGCACGGGGCGCAGCAGGGCUGCAGGGCGCGCGGGGCGCGCAGGGCAGCAGCAAGGGCUGUAGCGGAAACAGCAAGGGCUGUAGCGGCAGCAGCAGGGCAGCAGGGCGCACAGGGCUGCAGGGCAGCAGGGCGCACAGGGCUGCAGGGCAGCAGGGCGCGCGGGGCGCGCAGGGCUGCAGGGCGCGCGGGGCGCACAGGGCAGCAGGGCAGCAGGGCGCACAGGGCUGCAGGGCAGCAGGGCGCGCGGGGCAAACAGGGCAGCAGGGCGCACAGGGCUGCAGGGCAGCAGGGCGCACAGGGCUGCAGGGCAGCAGGGCGCGCGGGGCGCGCAGGGCUGCAGUGCGCGCAGGGCUGCAGUGCGCGCAGGGCGCGCAGGGCAGCAGGACAGCAGGGCGCGCAGGGCUACAGGGCGCACGGUGCGCAGCAGGGCUGCAGGGCGCGCGGGGCGCGCAGGGCAGCAGCAAGGGCUGUAGCGGCAACAGCAAGGGCUGUAGCAGCAGCAGCAGGGCAGCAGGGCGCACAGGGCUGCAGGGCAGCAGGGCGCACAGGGCUGCAGGGCAGCAGGGCGCGCGGGGCGCGCAGGGCUGCAGGGCGCGCGGGGCGCACAGGGCAGCAGGGCAGCAGGGCGCACAGGGCUGCAGGGCAGCAGGGCGCGCGGGGCAAGCAGGGCAGCAGCAAGGGCUGUAGCGGCAGCAGCAGGGCAGCAGGGCGCACAGGGCUGGAGAGAGAGAGAGGAGAAAAGGGUCGGGGGGGGGAGGGGGGGGCUGAUGCUGCAAAUCCCCUCCCCCCACUGCUGCUGCAGAUCCCCUCCCACCCACUGCUGCACCCACAGCAGGGGUCCCCUCCCUCCACUGCCGCAUCCGCAGCAGGGGGAGAUAGGAGAAGGGGGGAGGGGGGGCUGGUGCUGCAGGUCCCCUCCCCCCACUGCCGCAUCCGCAGCAGGGGGAGAUAG
Molecule: messenger RNA, 1242 nt
Organism: Closterium sp. Naga37s-1
Lineage: Eukaryota; Viridiplantae; Streptophyta; Zygnematophyceae; Desmidiales; Closteriaceae
Source: the annotation of a GenBank genome assembly